This is a messenger RNA of Meloidogyne enterolobii, 331 nucleotides long. The record is from the annotation of a GenBank genome assembly. NCBI's taxonomy places the organism in Eukaryota, Metazoa, Nematoda, Chromadorea, Rhabditida, Meloidogynidae.
UAAUUCCGAAUAUUCAAUAAAUAAAAUGUUCUUACUUUUCAUUAAAAUUUUUCUUUUAAUUAAUUUAAUUUUGGUUCCAGCAUUUUUGGCUGAAAAGGCAAAUGAGGAGAAUAAAUUAGAUGUUUCUGCAUUGAAUAACGAUAAUAGAGAAAAAUUUAGAUUUCUAAGUAAACGAAGACGACGAGGCACAUUUUGGAAGGCAGUUGGAGCAGGCGCUUUAAUUGGAGGAGGUGCUGCUUUACUUUCUAAAGCUUUCAGAGGAUAAAACUUUUUAUUUAAAAAUAGACAAAUAUUUUUAGUAUGUAUUAUUUUAUAAUUUUGAAUAAAAAAU